CGUUUUACAGAAAGGAUGUGAGGACAAAGUCACACGGCUGACAUUGCGUAGACAGAGCUAUGGAUAGAGAGGACAGAGAGGUGAUAGCUCCGUACUUCACGGGGAAGAACAAGGCACUGAAGCUGACUGAAGUGUUGGAAAUACUGGAGAACCCUGAUGACACAAGGGCUUUAGUAACACCCCCUGCUAAACCCCAUGGAGGAGACGGGUACUUGUACAGGGUGGAGGCAGACUCGGCGGAAGACUCCUGGAAAAAUGACAACUACUACUUCAAGCAUAAUGGUUCUCGUGAACAGCCCAAACCUGCACCCAAGGUUCUCAAGCAGUACUUCGUGGCUUAUAAAAGUGAUGGCAGCACCACCAAGGCUUUUAAACGACAGGCAUACAACUUGCUCGAGGGAGACGUGAAAUAUAUGUUAGUACACUACAUUGGGAAAUUCACCGUAGCAUUAUCCGAUCCAAAAUAUGAGAAGCGUUUGAAUACAGCCCUCCACCAUGAAUCCCAGAUAGUGAACAGUUACGCGAGAAUAGCUGGUUCUGGAGAUGAAGAUGGUGGAGAUUGGGAGACCAGGGAUAUGGAAUGUGAUCAUGAUCGUGCAAAUACUAACUCUCCUACUUUCCUGGCUUCCUUAGAUGAAGUUAGCUCAAGGAAAAGGACACAUGACCCUGAUAUGGUAAAUCGUGUGAAAACUCCUAAACGUUCAGAAAACGAACGAGUUAUAGAAAAGAUUUUGAUGGACAUAACCACCGAAUGUGUUAGUCAUCAACAUGAUGAAAGAGCGACCAGCCUCAAGUCACUCACCGAAUAUUUGCUGAACAAACGUACUCAUAUCGUUAUCGCAAGACGUCUGUUGAAGCAGACAAAAUACUGGGAGAAAAGCACCAGCUUUUCUACCUUUGACAGUCCAUGUUUAUCAUUAAUCGCUGACAUCGACUGUAAAUGGAGAAAUGACCUCACAGAAGUCAGUGGCAGGUUGAAAUGGUCACGACUUAGCCCGGAUGUUCUCGGCGAGGACCAGUGCAAGGAGACGUAUCACAGACUGGUAUCUGCUGUCAUAGUAGGUGCAUAUCACAUGAAGACGGACAUCACAGAGUUUGUUGACACCCUCUAUAUGUACCCAUCACAUGUGAUGGGUGACAACGCCUUAACAGAUGACGACGAUGGGACGGAUCCUCAGAUGUGCAAGGUGGGGCCCCACAACAUACAGAGGAAUCAUCUCCUCGAUCAAACAGCAUGGCUUGGCGAUGAGGUGAUGAAUGCAUACAUGCAUGUCCUGAAGACCACGUGGAAUAGGAUCCACAGCCGCCACUGCGCUGUACUUGAUUCCUUCCUUGUCAACCAUUGGGAGAAAGACGAGUAUGACGUGCACCCCUGCAAGGAGGAACUUGGAACUUACACGUGGAUCCUGAUGCCAGUGAACAUGCCACUGAAUCAACACUGGGUGCUUCUGGUCGCCAAUGUCCAGGAUGGAACAGUGGGCGUGGUCAACUCUAAGCCUGUCCUUGAUGUAGGGGACAAACUUAUACAACAUUGGAGAAAAUAUACACGCUGUUUGAGGAGAGGUGAUGGGUCAGUGAUCACAUGGACAAAGACAGAAUAUCCAGUACUGAGUCAAAGUGAUGGACAUAGCUGUGGCGUGUUUGUGAAUAUGGCAGCAGAAGCUGUACUAUCGGAGGUGCCUCCCAGUGUCAUGAGAAGCUGCCACACUGUCUGGUACAGGAAGUACAUCUGGCGCAGGUUGCGAGAAUAUGCUGGUGAACAUAUUCCGCCUGAUACUGACACACAUAUGCUUGAGUCUCCAUGUGAAAAGCUGACAAAUAAUCCAGCGUCAACGAAUGCCAGAGCGUUUGCGUAUACAAUAGUCAAUAUGUCGACCAGCAUAGAUGAUACGAGAUACAGUUUGCAUAAAGCAGCCAGCCUCGGUGAUAUAAGACGCAUGCACUUGUUGAUAGACCAGGGGGAGGAUGUAGCAGGUACCGAUGACCGAGGAUGGACGCCUUUGCACUGUGCCUGUGAAAACGGUCACGUUGAAGCUGUCUCUGAUCUGGUUUCCAGGAGGACGGGCGACGUACAAAAUAGAGCUCAACUUACAUUGUACAAUCCUGUCUUAGGAACGGAGUAUACGUAUCUAGCAGGAGCAUAUCCACUCCACAUUGCUUGUUUAAAUGGACAUGAGAAUGUAGCGCACAUUUUGAUCAAUAGCGAGGCAAAUGUUGACGACAAAAGUGAAAAUGGAACAACAGCUCUUUUUCUUGCUUCUAUUAACGGACAUGAAUCUGUAGCCGCACUUCUGAUCAAGAAUGGUGCAAGUGUUACAGCUGAGGACGAGGGCGGAUGGACGGCACUAUAUGUAGCUUGUCAGAAUGGACAUGAAUCUGUAGCCGCACUUCUGAUCAAGAAUGGUGCAAGUGUUACAGCUGAGGACAAGGACGGAUGGACGGCACUAUAUGUAGCUUGUCAGAAUGGACAUGAAUCUGUAGCCGCACUUCUGAUCAAGAAUGGUGCAAGUGUUACAGCUGAGGACGAGGGCGGAUGGACGGCACUAUAUGUAGCUUGUCAGAAUGGACAUGAAUCUGUAGCCGCACUUCUGAUCAAGAGUGGCGCUAGUGUUACAGCUGUUAAUAAGAACGGACAGACGGCACUACAUCAAGCUUGUCAUGAUGGGCAUGAAUCUGUAGCCGCACUUCUGAUCAAGAAUGGUGCAAGUGUUACAGUUCAGGACGAGGACGGAUGGACGGCACUAUAUGUAGCUUGUCAGAAUGGACAUGAAUCUGUAGCCGCACUUCUGAUCAAGAAUGGUGCAAGUGUUACAGCUGAGGACAAGGACGGAUGGACGGCACUACAUGUAGCUUGUCAGAAUGGACAUGAAUCUGUAGCCGCACUUCUGAUCAAGAGUGGCGCUAGUGUUACAGCUGUUAAUAAGAACGGACAGACGGCACUACAUCAAGCUUGUCAGGAUGGGCAUGAAUCUGUAGCCGCACUUCUGAUCAAGAAUGGUGCAAGUGUUACAGUUGAGGACGAGGACGGAUGGACGGCACUAUAUGUAGCUUGUCAGAAUGGACAUGAAUCUGUAGCCGCACUUCUGAUCAAGAAUGGUGCAAGUGUUACAGCUGAGGACAAGGACGGAUGGACGGCACUACAUCUAGCUUGUCAGAAUGGACAUGAAUCUGUAGCCGCACUUUUGGUCAAUAGUGGUGCAAGUGUUACAGCUGAAGACAAGUACGGAUGGACGGCACUACAUCGAGCUUGUCAGGAUGGACAUGAAUCUGUAGCCGCACUUCUGAUCAAGAAUGGUGCAAGUGUUACAGCUGAGGACAAGGACGGAUGGACGGCACUAUAUGUAGCUUGUCAGAAUGGACAUGAAUCUGUAGCCGCACUUCUGAUCAAGAAUGGUGCAAGUGUUACAGCUGAGGACGAGGACGGAUGGACGGCACUAUAUGUAGCUUGUCAGAAUGGAUAUGAAUCUGUAGCCGCACUUCUGAUCAAGAGUGGCGCUAGUGUUACAGCUGUUAAUAAGAACGGACAGACGGCACUACAUGUAGCUUGUCAGAAUGGACAUGAAUCUGUAGCCGCACUUCUGAUCAAGAGUGGCGCUAGUGUUACAGCUGUUAAUAAGAACGGACAGACGGCACUACAUCAAGCUUGUCAGGAUGGGCAUGAAUCUGUAGCCGCACUUCUGAUCAAGAAUGGUGCAAGUGUUACAGCUGAGGACGAGGACGGAUGGACGGCACUAUAUGUAGCUUAUCAGAAUGGACAUGAAUCUGUAGCCGCACUUCUGAUCAAGAAUGGUGCAAGUGUUACAGCUGAGGACAAGGACCGAUGGACGGCACUACAUGUAGCUUGUCAGAAUGGACAUGAAUCUGUAGCCGCACUUCUGAUCAAGAAUGGUGCAAGUGUUACAGCUGAGGAGAAGGACGGAUCGACGGCACUACAUCUAGCUUGUCAGAAUGGACAUGAAUCUGUAGCCGCACUUCUGAUCAAGAAUGGUGCAAGUGUUACAGCUGAGGACAAGGACGGAUGGACGGCACUAUAUGUAGCUUGUCAGAAUGGACAUGAAUCUGUAGCCGCACUUCUGGUCAAUAGUGGUGCAAGUGUUACAGUUGAGGACAAGUACGGAUGGACGGCACUAUAUGUAGCUUGUCAUAAUGGACAUGAAUCUGUAGCCGCACUUCUGAUCAAGAGUGGUGCAAGUGUUACAGCUGAGGAGAAGAACGGAUGGACGCCACUACAUCUAGCUUGCCAGAAUGGACAUGAAUCUGUAGCCGCACUUCUGAUCAAGAAUGGUGCAAGUGUUACAGCUGAACAUAAAGACGGACGAACGGCAUUACAUCAAGCUUGUCAGAAUGGACAUGAAUCUGUAGCCGCACUUCUGAUCAAGAAUGGUGCAAGUGUUACAGCUGAGGAGAAGGACGGAUGGACGGCACUACAUCUAGCUUGUCAGAAUGGACAUGAAUCUGUAGCCGCACUUCUGAUCAAGAAUGGUGCAAGUGUUACAGCUGAGGACAAGGACGGAUGGACGCUUCUGGUCAAUAGUGGUGCAAGUGUUACAGCUGAGGAGAAGGACGGAUGGACGGCACUACAUCUAGCUUGUCAGAAUGGACAUGAAUCUGUAGCCGCACUUCUGAUCAAGAAUGGUGCAAGUGUUACAGCUGAGGAGAAGAACGGAUCGACGGCACUACAUCUAGCUUGCCAGAAUGGACAUGAAUCUGUAGCCGCACUUCUGAUCAAGAAUGGUGCAAGUGUUACAGCUGAGGACAAGGACCGAUGGACGGCACUACAUGUAGCUUGUCAGAAUGGACAUGAAUCUGUAGCCGCACUUCUGAUCAAGAAUGGUGCAAGUGUUACAGCUGAGGAGAAGGACGGAUGGACGACACUACAUGUAGCUUGUCAGAAUGGACAUGAAUCUGUAGCCGCACUUCUGAUCAAGAAUGGUGCAAGUGUUACAGCUGAGGAGAAGGGCGGAUGGACGGCACUACGUGUAGCUUGUCAGAAUGGACAUGAAUCUGUAGCCGCACUUCUGAUCAAGAGUGGCGCUAGUGUUACAGCUGAGGACGAGGACGGAUGGACGGCACUACAUCUAGCUUGUCAGAAUGGACAUGAAUCUGUAGCCGCACUUCUGAUCAAGAGUGGCGCUAGUGUUACAGCUGAGGACAAGGACGGAUGGACGGCACUAGAUCUAGCUUGUUUUAAAUGGGAAUGAAUCUGUAGCCGCACUUCUGGUCAAGAAUUGUGCAAGUAUUACAGCUGAGGACAAGGACGGAUGGAAUAAAGAGUAAAUAAUAGCCAACUUUAGUACUACUAUUACAGUCUGAAGUACGUGUAACAGAUGUCGCGUCUCCUUGGGCAAGUGACUUUGUUCGAAUUGUCCCUUUUUUCCACCCAGCAGUGAGCGGGUACCCGGUAGGAUGAGAUGGCAAUGUGGUUGUUAACCUUCUAGCGCCUAACAGGCAGCUUUGUUUGUAUACUCUCCAUUGAGCUGAGAAUGAUUUUUGGGUGAACACUUUUCAAUGUCUAAGCUUAGAGUAUGCUUGUGCAUGGAGAACAGCGCCAUUCAAAUAACGUGGAUUUUAUGUCCGCUUUCGGGUUUGAUUUUUAUUUGUUGCAAGGUCAUAGGAGUUGCCUACCAUGUCAGUUUUCGCAACUGUCCUUGUUUCAUGGACAGAGGUUCAUAUAAACCAUGAAACGUUUACUCAAAUACAUGUCUGAUUUGUAUUACUGUCCAAUGAUAUUUAAAAUGCUUUGAAUAAUAAAAAGAAAUAUUCAGAGAA
This is a messenger RNA of Haliotis rufescens (red abalone), 5769 nucleotides long. Its product is annotated as serine/threonine-protein phosphatase 6 regulatory ankyrin repeat subunit B-like. Gene Ontology annotation, molecular function: protein binding; DNA binding; cysteine-type peptidase activity. The transcript has 10 exons. Lineage: Eukaryota; Metazoa; Mollusca; Gastropoda; Lepetellida; Haliotidae. The record is from RefSeq and is a predicted model, not a curated record. Gene Ontology annotation, biological process: proteolysis. The coding region runs from base 60 to 5201 and encodes 1713 amino acids.